GAGAUUAACUGGAUGGUCAUGGUCUGCACCGUUUGUUAUUCAGUCAGUAAAUUUUUUAAAGAUAAAAUGGAUUCCUUCUUAAAGCUUACCCCUCCUUGCACAAAAAAUCACGUAUUUCAAGUGGACCUUUUUGUCAUGUUGACUAACAAAAUUGUAACAGGAAAGUGAACCGUGUCACGACCUCGACUGAUGUGUAGGAAAACGAUCAGUAACUAAAAUGUGUUAAAUAAGAUAGACCUUAUAACCAUGAGAUGCGAUAAGUGGACACUUGAUAAACAAAGUUUUAAUCAAAGUGUUGUGAUAAUACAAUACGGAUGUACAUAAUAUUUAUUUUUAAGUGAUAUAGUAGAUAUACAUUAAGUUUCAGCUGUCGUUGGAUGUACUGGUUAUUAUUAAUAACUUUAAAGCUGAUGUCAAAGUAACGUUAGCUGUUUCCGUGAAAUUUACAAUCGUGGUGGUAAGAUUUGAUGGUGUUUCCGAUGAUUUUAUCUACUGCCGUCUAGUGUGCAACAAAUACUCGAACGUGACCCGGAUAGUGUUUAGUGCUGAAAUAUAACUAAUUUGCAGAGAUAUUUGGUGUUGGUUUCCUUGUAAAAGUGAUACUUCGCUUUAGCAGGAUGUGGAUUAGUAUUCUAUGGCGGUUUUCUGUUGGAUUGUGUCCCAUAAGACUGAGAUCCAAUUUGAUAAUCGUUAAUAGCAUAGUUUAAAUGACGGGCAAUCAUAAUGCUCUUAAAAUAUCAAGUGCAUUUAUUUUAUUUCCGACUUUGAAAAAUGGAAGGUAGAGUAAAUUUUCGUAGUACGUUGACAUUCAUUGUAUACUUUAAAAUGUUUAUAUUUCCGGUUUACACUUCUGCCGAGACUGUUUUUGUGAAUGAAACUGGGGACUUUAUUGUCGGGGGAAUGUUUCCUGUUACUAAAAAGGGACAGUGUGGCAAGGCUAUAAAUGAUCAAACUGGAAUACAAAAUCUGGAGGCUCUUUUGUACAGUCGUCAGAAAGCCAAUGAGCAAAUUCUUAAAGACAUUAAUUUAACACUUGGUGUGAUGGCCUUCGAUACGUGUGAUACCGACACAGUUGCAUUAGACAGAGCACUAGAUUUUGUUAAAUUUCAAAAAUUCAUACUACAACACACUGAUGACUUUCAUUGCAAAAGUGGCACAGCACAACAAGUCAAGUCGGAUCGUGGACAGCUCUUAGGCGUUAUCGGUGGAGCAACAUCCAGUGUGUCCAUACAGCUCGCAAGUUUUCUUAGACUGUUCAAAAUUCCGCAGAUAAGUUAUAGUGCUACAAGCCCAGAACUAGAUGAUACAUCGAGGUACGACUAUUUUCUGAGAACGGCGGCGUCGGAUAAGCAUCAGGCUAGGGCAAUUGUGGAGAUAUUGAAGAAGUUUGAUUGGAAAUACGUGAUAGGUAUCUUUGAGGACACAAGUUACGGGAUUGAGGGUUUUAACGAGAUUUCAAGAAGGGCAGAGGAGGCAGACAUAUGUAUUGGAAACUCGUACAAGAUCGACAGGUAUUUAAAAAGAGAAAGCGACUACCUUGCGGAACUUGAACGUAUAGUUAAUGAUACACUUAAAUACAAAAACACUAACGAAAAAAUCGUCGCAAUCCUAUAUGUAUCAGAAGAAGUUGCGAGGGACAUCUUCAAUAUAACCAGAGAUUUGAACAUUGCUGACCAAUUUAUUUGGAUAGGCAGUGAUGCAUGGACAGGCCGAAAUCUGGAUAUAAAAGCAGCAAAUACACUAGGUGUUCAGCCCAAAAUAGUGAAAAUAAAGGACUUUGAUGACUAUUUCAAAAAUUUGAAUAGUUCCCAUAAUAAAACGAACCCAUGGUUUGAUGAAUAUUUGGAAUUUCACUGUAGAAAGCAGAACACGUCACGGAACGCAAAAGAGAAAGUCUGCAAAGGGAUGGGAUAUGUCUCUAAAGAUGGUAAAAACGCAUAUAGAAAGAACAAUAACACGUAUGCUGUAAUGGAUGCUGUCUUUGCUUUCGCACACGCUCUAAAGAGCCUACAUAAAGCCAAGUGUCAGGGUAAAGGAAUGUGUACUGAUCUGGUGCUUACAAAAACCGAGGAGUUGAUGCCAUAUCUUAAGAAAGUAAACUUCACAGGUCUUGCGAACCUCAGUUUCCACUUCGACGGAAACAGUGGACCUGCCAGGUAUAGUGUUAUGCAGUACACCACGAAUGGGUGGGAAGAGGUUGCAAAGUGCCAAGUCGAAAACGAUACAGCACUUGGCGAAGUCAGUUGGUUUGACGAAAUGAAUAAGACGAAGGCUGAGCCUGGUUAUAUAUACUUGUCUUCAAAGUGUUCCUCGCCUUGUAAACAAGGGGAAGCUAAACAGCUCCAUGCAAACAAGUGCUGUUGGACAUGUAAACCUUGCCAAAGGCACCAAUACCUUGAGGACCGAAACAACAGUUGCAUAGAUUGUCCAGAGGGACAGUGGGCAACCGCCUCACAAACUGGGUGCGAGCAACUUCCAGAAAUCAGACUGGACAUCGGUUGGGCCAUUUCAGCUUACAUCUUCACAUGUAUUGGUGUUAUAGUUACUUCCCUUGUGGCGGGAAUCUUUUAUUGGCAGAGACAGACACCAUUAAUAAUGGCGUCCGGAAAGGAACUUAGUUUCGUUUUGUUACUGGGAAUUUUGAUGUCAUACCUAUCGUCGUUUACUUUCGUAGCAUAUCCUUCCCCUGUGUCAUGCGGUGCAACACGUGUUAUGCUAGGAUUAAGUUACACUGUUGUCUAUGCAGCCAUUCUGGUUAAAACCAACCGCAUAUAUCGUGUUUUCAACAUAAAUACGAGCAAGCCAAAAAAGGUCAGGUUCAUCGACGCGAAAUCGCAGCUAUUAAUAACAUUGGUGAUCGUGUCUGUUGAGAUCGUUGCUAUGGUCACGUGGCUGAUUUUCGACCCAGCAAAGGAAACGUUUGACUACCCUACACGUACGGAGAAGAUUCCCCUAUGCGAAGACGCGAAGGAUUUUGCUUACCUUGGAGCUCUUGCUUAUCCGUUUAUACUUAUGGUUUUAUGUGUGUAUUACGCAAUUCGAACAAGAAAGACUCCAGACGGAUUCAACGAAACACGUUAUAUAACUUUUGGAUCAUAUUCCUUUUGUGUUUUAUGGAUUGCUUUCACAUCUAUUUACUUCUCUGUUCAUGACAAUACUAUAAGAGUAGUCUCACUUUGUUUUGCUUCAUCAAUUAACGCCACAGUAACGUUAAUUACUUUAUUCAUCACAAAGACUUAUGUAGUGAUAUUCCGACCACAAAAGAACACCAGGGAGAAUGUGAUGUCACGGCGGAGGACGCACACCUAUGACACAGUCAAUAUCAAUAACCUUAGCAAUCUCAGCAGAAUGGCAAGUGCAGUAUCAACGUGGCAUUCUGUAAACACACGUUUUGAUUCGGAUGAUUCACAGCAACCUACUAUCACAAUAAAUCAGAAACCGAAAUUUACAAACCACCUGUCUGUCUCCGUGGUUUCUAUGAAUAAUAUUGACCAGACAGAGGACGCCAGGUGUUCAAAUCUGAGCUCUUACUCAGCUCCACCAGACCAUAGGCAGUUAACUGAAGAAGAAGUCAGGGCGCUUUCGGCACCUUUUAAACAAUCGUCCACUGAUUUAGGUGAUGAGAGAUUGAAACAAUUUCUUGAAAAGCAUGAAAAGGCUGAUGACAAGUUUGGUGUUCAACUUGGUGUAGGACAAAUGGUUCCCCGGCGCUCGUUGAGAUCAUUUAAAUCAAGACGCAAAAGAAGGCGCACCGUCAAAAGAUCAAGGAGUUUAGAUGGUGGCAAUGAGCUUAAUGUUCCAGGUAUUGUAGUCACGAGAAGCUCACAAGAAGACAAUUCAGUAACAGUAGUUAAGCCUUGAGAUUACAUGAUAUUAGAUGGGAAAAUUGACUUGUGGUUAAUGAGAUUAUAUGGUGCUAGAUGUUCCUAUGUCGUUGAAUAGUGGUGCGUGUCAAUAGUGUUUAACUCGUGCAAUUAUUGGAAAGUUCUCUGUCGCAAUUUCAAAUGAUUUAGACGACAGCAUGGUGCAUGGUUGCUCUGUCACAGCUCUGAUCUUGUUAAAACUGUGUUAUUUUAUUAACAACAUAUAAAUCUUAAAGUGUGAAUAUUUGAAAAAAAAAGUAGUAUAAGAAGUAUGUAAGAUAUUUGUAGAAUAGUGCAUGUUACGUUAAACGAUUUGAUAAUUGUAGAUAAUUGUAAGAUUCUGCUUUAAAAUAGCGUUAGUCUGAGGAUGGUAUGCCCCCGAACAAGUUUAACCCCCUCUCCCCAUCGUCCUAGUCCCCAUUCCUCACCCUCAGUUUCCUUUAUUAUUUCAUUAUACAAGUUACCGACCGUUCCAAGGCCGUGUCUCUAUCUUCAACAUUUCGUUUACCUGUAUUUCUUUUAUCCUAGCUUCUUGUGUAAUAAUGGGUGAAAUCGAGGUUUAUUACUUAAUUCAUGCCUAAUAUUUUCUUGAUUUGCAUGGGUAUCUCACAUGCAACAGAAAUUCAGAUAAAUCUUCAAUUGGCAGCAAAUUUGCUUAACUGUACACCUUUAUAUCACAUCUUUUUGUACUCCAACUUCACAUGUUUCCUCUUGAUCAUAUUUUAAUUAUGAAGUUUCCUGGUUGAUACAUUUCAAAUAUUUACACUAUAUGUAUUUUUGUGACUGUAGGGUAGCGUUGUAAGUUGAAUUAAUUAGUAUUAUUAUCAAGGGGCAGGACGUGAAGUGGUUGCACAUUUACUUCAAGCAAGCGAACUGGUUGCAAACUUGCAAAAUGGCGGAUAUUUGUUGGAGUUUGAUAAAGUCAGUGCAUUUAUUUGUAAGCCGCAUAUUACAAUCUACCAAUAUUCAUGAAAAUAUUUAAAGGUUUUUUAUCAAAACAAGUUGUAUCUUUAUUUCAAAACACCAAAGGACCGCGUGAUACUAAACAAAAUGUACAUCCCCAAUCGGAACAAGUUUUGUACAUGUAACACACUCGACAUUGUCCGCGAUUUGUACACUAGUUUCUAGAUAAAAGUUUGCAUCUGAAAUUGCUUGAAGUACAAGUUUGUAAUAAAAAAAGCUUGAACAAGAUUUAUUUGGGUAAAGAACCAUCUAACUGGAAUAUGCAGAACCAAACUAUAUGAAAUUGUUCACAAUUAGUUGUUUUGUUUCGUUUAACGGCCCUAGAACAGGUUAGAUUGAUUAUAAUUAUUAACAAAAUCGACAAGAAACGAGCCUGUUCAAAUAUCAAAACAUGCACAUGACCAUUUUAUACCUUCAAUGACUUUUGACAAUUCGAAACCUACGACGCUGAAACGCAAAUCCGGGUGUGGCGUAGACAUAGGACAUGCAUGCACAUAUCCACAGAGUUCAAAAUAUCAUAAAACCCACUUAUCUGACGAAAAACAAAACAACAAGCGAACGUGCGAUUUAGCAAAUAUUCGUCAUUUUGCAAGUUUGCAACCAUUUCGCUCGCUCGAAGUAAGUGUGCAACCACUUCACACUCUGCCCCUUGAUAAUAUGUAACAAUGGUGCAGAAGGUUUGACAUGUUCCUGAGCACAUAGUUCUAAAGGUAACUUAAAUUGUAAAAGAGAAUUUAGAAUUAUAUUAAGAUAUUUCUAAAUUGAGCCGUGCCGUGGGAAAACCAACAUAGUGGGUUUGCGACCAGCAUGGAUCCAGACGCAUCCGCGCAGUCUGGUCAGGAUCCAUGCUGUUCGCUAACAGUUUCUCUCACUUCAAUAGGCUUUGAAAGCGAACAGCAUGGAUCCUGACCAGGCUGCGCGGAUGCGCAGUCUGGUCUGGAUCCAUGCUGGUCGCAAACCCACUAUGUUGGUUUUCUCAUGGCACGGCUCAAUUAUCAAGCACAAGAUCGGAACAAGAUUUGUAAAGUGUAUUGUUAGUAAGUAGAGCACUUAUAUACUAAAAUUUGAUAAUUAUGUUAGUAUUAAAGACAAUGAUAUAUUUAUGAUAUUGGGGUUAUAUCUAAACUUUUGACCAUAUUUAAACAUAUAUUUUCUUAGAACUUGUAAUUAAUUUUCAAGUUCUUGUAUCAUUUUGGGUAUUUCCUUGAUAUCAAAUUCUUUAUUUUCAUAUAUGUGCGUUAUGUUGAUUUUUGUAAAUUGUAUCAGAUGUAGAUCAUUAUAUUUUUCUAUAAAAAAGAAGAAAGUUG
Messenger RNA from Mercenaria mercenaria, 6133 nucleotides. RefSeq names its product metabotropic glutamate receptor 6-like. The transcript has 13 exons. Gene Ontology annotation, biological process: regulation of synaptic transmission, glutamatergic; G protein-coupled glutamate receptor signaling pathway. NCBI's taxonomy places the organism in Eukaryota, Metazoa, Mollusca, Bivalvia, Venerida, Veneridae. The record is from RefSeq and is a predicted model, not a curated record. Gene Ontology annotation, molecular function: adenylate cyclase inhibiting G protein-coupled glutamate receptor activity. Bases 772 to 3861 code for a protein of 1029 amino acids. Gene Ontology annotation, cellular component: membrane.